GCCGGGGACGCCCCAUCGCCUCGCCCUGGCACUGGCGGUGACUCGCGGCUGGGCGCCCCGCGGCGCCCGCACCCCAGGAGGGCAUGCGCCCCUCUUCGGGUCCCCAGCGCCCAGAGGUGCCCAGGCCGCCGACUGACUCCUCCCCCGGGACUCUGCCCUCUGGGCGCGCGUCACUCUUCCCACCCCUGGUCGGGACCCCGGCGCCCGUGCCACGCUGGGACGAGUCGCGGCCACCGGCGGGAGCCGCGGAGCCCGGGCGCGCCGCCCGCCCGCGAUCCGCGCAGCGCCCGGGGCCCAUGGAGCUGCGCGCCGGCAACGCCAGCUGCGAGAACGGUUCCCUGAUCAGCCUCUACUGCUCUUCCCAAGAAGUCCUGUGUCAGAUCGUCAGUGGCCUUAACCCUGAGGUGCCCAAAAAUGCCACCUUGGACACCUGGCAGGAAAGGAUCAGGAAGAACUAUGGUUUCUACAUCGGCUUGGGCCUGGCCUUCCUGUCCUGCUUUCUCAUCGGCACCAGCGUCAUCCUCAAGAAGAAGGGCCUCAUUAGACUGGUGACCAGUGGGGCCACCCGGGCUGUGGACGGAGGCUAUGGCUACCUGAAGGACACCAUGUGGUGGGCUGGAUUUCUCACCAUGGCUGCUGGAGAAGCUGCCAACUUCGGAGCCUAUGCAUUUACACCUGCAACGGUCGUCACACCGCUGGGAGCACUAAGUAUCCUCAUAAGUGCCGUGUUCUCCUCGUAUUUCCUGGGAGAGAGACUGAAUCUGCUGGGGAAGUUGGGCUGUGCCAUCUGUGUGGCUGGCAGCACAGUGAUGGUGAUACAUGCCCCUAAAGAAGAGAGCAUCACUACUGUCACAGAGCUGGCUUCCAAGAUGAAAGACACAGGGUUCAUUGUCUUUACUGUGCUUUUGAUGGUGUCCUGCCUCAUCCUUAUCUUCAUCAUCGCCCCACGUUAUGGACAAAGGAAUAUCCUCAUUUACAUCAUCAUCUGCUCUGUGAUUGGGUCCUUCUCUGUGAUUGCUGUCAAGGGCCUGGGCAUCACCAUUAGGAACUUCUUUCAGGGGUUGCCAGUUGUGCGGCACCCUCUGCCCUACAUCCUGUCCCUCAUCCUGGGACUUAGCCUCAGCACUCAGGUCAACUUCCUCAACAGGGCACUGGACAUUUUUAAUACUUCCCUGGUAUUCCCCAUCUACUAUGUGUUCUUCACUACGAUGGUUGUCACCAACUCCGUUGUCCUGUUCAAGGAGUGGUACAGCAUGACCGCUGAGGACAUUGUGGGCGCCCUGUCUGGCUUUGUCACCAUCAUGUUGGCUGUGUUCAUGCUUCAUGCUUUCAAAGACUUGGAUAUCAGUCACACCAACUUGCCCCAUAUGCACAAAACCCCCACCCCACCUCCCGCCCCAGAGCCCACCGUCAUCAGACUGGAAGACAAGAACAUCCUUGUGGACAAUAUAGAACUUGCCAGCGCCCCAUCACCAGAAAAGAAGCCCAAGGUAUUUACAAUCCACUCAUAAAGCAUGGAAUACACAAGUGAGAGGAUGGGCCUGAUGGUGCAGCCUGAACUCUCAGUGUUAGAACUACCAGGUCAUUUCAGCACAACUGCUGCCCAUGGGCUAUGUCUUCUUGACAUGUUGAUUUAUACCUCAUCGCUGUUUUGAGGAGAAAAAAUUCCCUACCCGAUAAGUGGUGGCCAUAGCACUUCCUGGAAAUAGCCUCAGUGACCAAGUUGACAUGGGAGCCAGCAGGUACCCUGGGCCUCCUUCUCACUGCUGUUCUCUGCACCAUCUCCAUGUCAGGAGAGGACAGAAUAGGACUUGUUGAAUGUAGCCCAGUCCAAGAACUCCCUGAGAGUCUGGGCCUCAGGAAAUCCUUCACACCAAUUCUCCUCCCCAGACCGAGUCUCUGUUCCUCAGCCCAAUAAUGCAAUAGAGCUGACUCCCAAAAGUCCAGAGCAGUUUGUUAGCCUCCCCAUCUGGAGGCCACGGGUACACAAGCAAUGCAAAGUACCCUGUUGCUUUUGCCAUUUAUUCUAGGAGACAGAAAGAGGACCCUAGCUGACUUUCUUACUGUGAAAGCCACCUGAUGUCUCAGGGAAGUUUCACUCAGCCCCUUCCCAAGCAUUCAAGCCUGGUGGUCAGCAUCUUGGUGUCUUUUGCUCCACUGCACUGCCACCCCUUCCCUCUCAGUGCACAUCCCAAGGAGCCAGUCACUGAGACAGGCAGGCUAUAAUCCUACAACUCAAAACAGCAACAGCAGCAACCAUAACAAAUGCCUCACAGUCAGGCUCUGCUAGCCAAACCUGUCUCAUUUUGCCUUGCUCUGGAAGGAGAACAGCAGCUGCACUGCUCAUAAUGGUGCCCCGGCUGUGGAGCUGGAAUCUGACAGGAUGCACUUUCCUCAUUCUCAAGAGGUCAACCACAACAUGAUUUGGGAAGGAGGGGAAAAGGUGUGGAGUCAGGGCUCAGCAAAAGGAACUUAAGAGUAUCUGGACAUGAGGGGCUAGCCUUUGGGUUUUCUCUGCUGCACCACCAGGAACCCAGGCAUAAAAGGCUCCAGAGAUUUCUGGGCCAUAGCCUUAGAGGCUUGGCCAGUGGGACCAGCUGUGAAUCUCAGCUCAGACCAAGUAGGGUGCAGGCCUGGUUGGCAUAGCAUGCCUGGGGGCUGUUGAUCAGAUUUGCCACUGAGUCCCCAGUUCCACUGGUGAGCUGCCCACACGGAAGCAGCACACCAUGACUUACCCAACACCACCUGCUGUGGGGACUGCCUUUGUCCCUCACAUUUGGCCAGAGGCAUCCAUAGAAAGAGCAGCUGAGGAGAUGUAAUUGUUACCCCUUCCCCUUUUCUAGCUGCAAGAGCGUGAAGGGAACAAGGACCACGGAAAGGGACGUUAAGGAGCCAGUUCAUCAGAACAAGGGAAGACUAGAUCCUCAGCCCCACACUGAUGCUCAGACCCUCACACAAGUCCCUGCCUGCGUUCUGUGUUCACAUCUCCUGCCCUAAGUGUGGCUGAGCCCACACCACUCCUGCUGGCCUUGGAGCUCCAAAGGCUCAGUGGACCCACAUUCUGGCUAUUGCAUCUCUAGCCUCAAAUCCCCGGUUUGUUUUGGGGUUUUUUUUUUGGUACUGGGGAUCGGAUUCAGGACCUUGUGCUUGUGAGGCAGGCGCAGCGCCACUAAGCUACAUCCCCAGCCCUCCCCAGUUUUUAAUGAAUGUGAUUUCUCUCUGUGACUAAUAUCAGUGCAACGCUACAGAUCUCAAGAAUGACAGUAAACUGAGAGCCCUGAGAGUGUGAACUGAAGGGUUAACAAUACAAACUUCAGAGUUGUUUAUUUGACAUGUGCGCCUUGAACUUCUCUGGAUGUGUAACAAUUAAAUUUUUUCUUCUGGUGCUGGGAGAUCAGUCCCCAGUCUGAAAGCAGGGCUGCCAAGAGAAGCCCUCUAGCAUCUUCUGUGUCUGUGCUGUCACUCAGAGUGGGACAAGCUGCUUUGAGAAGAGUCCACUGAGGACAACUUAUCCCUAGUUAAACCUGGAGUCCUUGCCAGGCACCAAGAAUAGUGGCUGAUCCAUGUGAAUUGUUUUUUCAAUGCCUUUGAAAUUCCCAAGGUAGAUAUAUUUUUUUAAUCCAUAAUUUAUGUAUCCAGAAAGGGACUUGGGUUAAAUAAUUGGCCAAGGUCACAUGGCCAGGAGGCGAUGAAGCUACUCUCUGGUUCCAAGACCGCAGUCUCAACACCAGGUAACAGUGUGUCUCCCCAAAACAUGAUAUUUGACCCCUCCUGCAUAAUCUUCAUUUACUACUACUACUACUACCAUGACUACUACCAUAUUUCCUCGCGAUCUGUGCUGUACAUCUUCAUCUGAAUGUAAACUCCACGAGAGCUUGCCUUGAUUUACUGCUUAUCCUUGGUACCUAGUACAUAGUAGGCAUUCA
Messenger RNA from Heterocephalus glaber (naked mole-rat), 3926 nucleotides. Lineage: Eukaryota; Metazoa; Chordata; Mammalia; Rodentia; Bathyergidae. The record is from RefSeq and is a predicted model, not a curated record.